This is a messenger RNA of Trachymyrmex cornetzi, 1805 nucleotides long. RefSeq names its product guanylate kinase. Gene Ontology annotation, cellular component: cytosol. Gene Ontology annotation, biological process: purine nucleotide metabolic process. The transcript is spliced from 6 exons. The coding region runs from base 400 to 1008 and encodes 202 amino acids. Gene Ontology annotation, molecular function: GMP kinase activity. The record is from RefSeq and is a predicted model, not a curated record. Lineage: Eukaryota; Metazoa; Arthropoda; Insecta; Hymenoptera; Formicidae.
CAUCUCUGUUCAAUGUUCGGUAAAUAACAAGGAUGGAGUAAUAACUGGGCGGGAUAACGUUUCUGAACGCAGCCAAGUUAAAGAGGCCCUAAGAAUCGAUCUACAAAACCGAAAAUCGAAGGUAAAAGAAUCGAUUUUCUAAAAAAAUCAAUCUUGAAUCAAAGAUCGAACAUCCCUACUUUGGUUGGUCCAUACAUGAUGGAAUCAGAUUCCACACAUCAUGGGUACAUACUGUAUGAUACGUAUUUCAAUACCAGUAUUGGUUGACUAGACGGUUAAAUUUUAUUGUAUUAUAUUACAUUAUACUGCGUGUGUUGUGUGUGUGCUUAUAUUUUAUCUUAUACAUAACUACGAUCAUUUGUUCCUGUUUAUGUAUAGAGAGUCAAAGGCUGUUUCAAUAUGAUUCAUAAAGGACUACGUCCGUUAGUACUCUGUGGUCCGUCGGGCACUGGAAAAAGUACUCUGAUAAAGCGAUUGUUUGAUGAAUUUCCCAAUACCUUCAAAUUUUCGGUGUCUCAUACAACUAGAAUGCCACGGCCUGGUGAAGAGGAUGGGGUUCACUAUCAUUUCACAAACAAAGAAAAAAUGCAAGAACAAAUAGAAAAUGGGGAGUUUAUUGAAACUGCUGUAUUUAGCGGGAAUCUAUAUGGAACGAGCAAACAAGCGGUUGAAGAUGUACAAAGUUUAGGAAAGAUAUGCGUGUUAGAUAUUGACAUACAAGGUGUAAAACAAAUAAAACGCAUCGAUCUGAAUCCCUUUUACAUAUUUAUAAAACCACCAUCUAUUACGGAAUUGGAGCAACGAUUAAAGGGUAGAAACACAGAAACUGAAGAAUCUUUGAAACGUAGAUUAUUGAUUGCCAAAUCUGAAUUAGAAUAUGGUGAAACACCUGGUAAUUUUGACGUUGUCAUAGAAAAUGAUAAUUUGGAAGAAGCAUAUCAGAUUUUACGCAAUUUUGUGGUAUCCAAUUAUAAUCCACAUUGCCAUACAGACGAGACAACAAGCUAAUAGUUGAGAAUUGAAAUCUAAUGGAUCCAUGGAUGAGACUCAUAUCUGGACACGAAUAACGAAUUGUUUCCGAUGACAUUUUCGCAAAUUACUAUUUCGGACGUAUCUGAUAAAUAUGUAAUUAAAAGAGAUUGCCAUUCUUAUAGCAUAUUCCACACUUUUGCAUUAAGCCCGAUCUGAUUUUAAAACAAGCAAGUGCUAGAAAUAUCUGGUGGAUGAAAGAUAGAAGAAAUAUCUUAUUCCCCUAAUUAAUAUAUAAACGUAUAGUAGCUGAUUUUUUUAUCAAAUAAGAAAUCCAUUUUUUAAUAGGGAUGUGAAGAGUUUUUUCGCACUAAGAUAAGAGUUUUAGCUUAAUGUUCAAGAAGUAAUUCACAGAAAUAAAACGUAAAAUUGUAGAUGUAGAUAACUGAGACUAUUCACCAAAAAAGGUUGUGUUCCAGUAGAGUAGACUAUGUGUAAAGUACUUGCGGUUUCAUCUUUGUAUUUAUCUUCAUGAUCAAUAUAGAAGCAUCGGAAUGUAAUUACUUCUGGUUUACAUUACGAUAUAUUGGAUUUCAUACAAGCAUCUCAACUACGUAGAAUUAAGAUUAUAAAAAGAAUUCGGUAAACAUUCCUAUAAUAUUUUUAUGAUAGAUAAAUGAUAAGAUUGUGCAGAAAACAUCUAAAAUUUGAUACGUCCACGCUUGUUUCCAUUGUGCAUACAAUUCGAAGCCUGUAAUUAUUUCUUAGCUGGAUGAAAAAUUGAUAAGAUCAUAUAUAAAAUAUAUAUUUAUCGAGUAAUCUAUAUGAUUAAUCUA